CCACGGAUCUUGAAAAGAAUAUGAGCUGUUGAACAAGCUCCUCUAUUUAAGCACCUUCUCUUCCCUUUUUUCUACUUUCUUUAACAGCUCAAUCUCUCUUUUACUCCUCAAUUUCCAUAUCCCGACACAGAAAAAAAAAAAAAAACAGAAAAACCCCUCUUUUUUCAGUUCUUUCUGGUUUGUAAAUACGAAAAUAUCACCACAUAUUUGUAAUUAUUGUUCUCUAGCUAGGCUUGUUUUGGGGCUGGGGAUACUGGGUUUUGUUGUAUUCUUCAACCCUGCAAAAAUAUUUAUUUAUAAAUAGAUCAGGUUAAUCAAUACAUAUUACACACAAAUAGAUACAUACAUAUAAUAUAUCGAUGGAAGAGGGUUGCGUAGUUGAGAACAAAGGAUCAUCGGAAGAUCAUCAUCAUCAUCAUCGAGAGCUGAUCGAUUUACCUCCGGGUUUCCGAUUCCAUCCCACAGAUGAAGAAAUCAUAACGUGUUAUCUCACUGAGAAAGUCAUCAACAGCAACUUCUCCGCCAGUGCAAUUGGUGAAGCCGAUUUGAACAAGUGCGAGCCCUGGGACUUGCCCAAGAAAGCGAAGAUGGGAGAGAAGGAAUGGUACUUCUUCUGCCAGAGAGACCGGAAGUAUCCGACCGGGAUGAGAACGAACCGGGCGACGGAAUCCGGGUAUUGGAAAGCAACGGGAAAGGACAAAGAGAUUUACAAAGGAAAAGGUUGUCUUGUUGGGAUGAAGAAGACUCUUGUUUUCUAUAGAGGAAGAGCUCCAAAAGGAGAGAAGUCUAAUUGGGUCAUGCACGAAUACCGUCUAGAGGGCAAAUUCUCCUACUACAACCUUCCCAAGUCUGCAAAGGAUGAAUGGGUUGUGUGCAGGGUUUUCCACAAGAACAUGGGAAUCAACAACAACAAGAAAUUAGCCCCAAUUCCAGGCCUCCUCAGAAUCAACUCUCUCGGUGUCGACGACAUGUUGGACUGUUCCACCACCCUCCCUCCUCUCACCGACGAUCCUCCUUACAAUUCCACCGCCAACUACGGCGAAAACGACGCCGCCGACUUCAAGGGAUCUACGACAGCAAACUUCAACAAUAGUGCAUCUUCACAAGGAGCAUCUCAUAUUAUCAACUACUAUUCACUUAUUGCCCCAAAUAACAACAAGAGCGUUCUUCACCAUCAACAUCAAAUUAACCCAAUUCAUCAAAACCCCAUUUUGUACUCCCAAAUCAUCCCUAGCUCCUCCUACGACAAUUCUUCUUUUCAACGAAAUUCGAAUCCGGGUUAUUUUCAAAUAGGUAGUAGCAGCACCAUAACUGGGCAGUGCAAGGUUGAGCAAUUCUCGGUGUCUAACCAAUCCAUGGUCAGUCUCUCUCAAGACACAGGCCUCAGCACUGACAACAUGAACAACAAUACGACGGAGAUAUCGUCUGUCGUUUCGAAGCAUGACAUGGGAUCCAGCCACAACAGGUCAUCGUAUCAUGAUCAUCAAGACUUUGAAGGUCCGUCAUCAGUUGGUCCUAUUUCGGAUAUUGAAGCCUUUAUUUGGGAUGACUUGUGAAAGAAAUUUAACACGUUAUACACGUCUAGAUUAAGCUAGCUUCCGGAGCUGCUUAACAAAUUUGCUUCUUAUUAUUAUUUUUUUUUUCUUUAAUACUAAAUUUGGUUUCAUAGGAGGUGGUACGAUCGACAUGUUUUAUUCUUAGUUAAUAAUUAAGUUGCUUAUUUACUUCAUUUAUAUUAGAGUGACGGUAUAGUCAGAAAAUGUUUCUUGAUUGUUGUUGGAUAUAUAUACACAUAAAAUACUGUAUAGAUAGAUAUUCAUGUUGAUUUCCAGAGUUUUUUUUUUUUUCAUCAGAUGGAGUUUUUAUUUAU
This is a messenger RNA of Morus notabilis, 1870 nucleotides long. RefSeq names its product NAC domain-containing protein 87. The transcript has 3 exons. The record is from RefSeq and is a predicted model, not a curated record. Lineage: Eukaryota; Viridiplantae; Streptophyta; Magnoliopsida; Rosales; Moraceae. The coding region runs from base 360 to 1556 and encodes 398 amino acids. Gene Ontology annotation, biological process: regulation of DNA-templated transcription. Gene Ontology annotation, molecular function: DNA binding.